CCAACAAACAACCAAAAAAACCAACAACAAUAUCAAACACACCAAUGUCGACGAAUCGACCUUACUGUGACUUAGUGGAAAUAAGUGAGGUGUUGUGCUAAAACGCGUUCGGUCCAGUCUCAAAUUUUCAUCACCAAAAUGUGAAUUGAAAGCCCAACUUUUUAAUACCAAAAACAUUUCUACAUAAAUUUUUUAAUGCUCAAAUAAAUACCAACUAUGGACUCAAACUUUGUUGUAAUAAAUGUGAUAUUGUGUGAAAUUCGAUAAACUCAGUUAGUGUUUAUGUGAUAUUUUGAACAAGUACAAUAGGAAUUUUUUUUGUUGGAAAAUGAGUGAUUGCAAGAGUCAAAAGGCCAAAAUGCGAGGGACAUUAAACGGUUUCCAUACCAGAAGAUUUUCUACCACGGCCAGGUGUCAAGGAAAAGCGUAGACGCAAGGUCUUACUACCAAGAUGUCAAACACCACCACAACUCUAAUGAUGGUUUUGGACAGAAACACAAGACCUCUACUUCUGAUGAGAGCAGUAAUAUUUCUGCUCUACUUCGAAUUCUGCUACAGCCAAUACGUCCAUCAACCUGGUAACUCAACAUCGUUAUAUAACGUCUUAAGGAGGAGGAAUCACGAUGGUCCUAUGCAGGAUCGUCCUAGGAAAUCUUCCAGUUUGACGGAGCUGAAGCAGAUUGCUUAUAGUGGGAGGAAGGAACAACAUUAUGAUAUGCUAAACGACCGCCAGCACGCCAGCAGCCUCUACGCCGAGGAGCAGCCCCUGAGGCGCGUCCCAAACGAUAAAUUCGCGAUCAUCGGCGGUGGUGAGAAGCUCACCCUGCCCAAUGGCGGUGCGACGAUGGCCACCAGACAGGGCCAGGCCUGCGAUUUCGAGACCUCCUGCGCUUGGAGGUGGGACACCGCCGUUGCCGAUGGUUUCAGGGUCACCGAUGGGGCGGAAUUGGCGACCAUGAACAGGUCCCAUGGACAUAUGAGCUUUCCUGUGACUGAUGCCAGCGGGGAUAGGGAUGGUAAAUUUCUGCAUCUCCAAUUGACACCAACCACAACAGUUCGCGCCCUGGUCAGCCCUGAUUUUGGAGCACCUUACAGGAGCAGUUGUUCUUUGGAAUUCUGGUUGCACCAGGAUGGCAUGGCAAAUGCUACUUUCAGGAUAAUCGUGAGGAAUCCCAAACAUGAGGUUGUCGUACACGAAGGCCGAGGAAAUAAUAAUAAUGCGUGA
Molecule: messenger RNA, 1225 nt
Organism: Ctenocephalides felis (cat flea)
Lineage: Eukaryota; Metazoa; Arthropoda; Insecta; Siphonaptera; Pulicidae
Exons: 5
Coding region: 452-1225 (257 amino acids)
Cellular component (GO): membrane
Source: RefSeq, a predicted model, not a curated record